Molecule: messenger RNA, 1852 nt
Organism: Suillus clintonianus
Lineage: Eukaryota; Fungi; Basidiomycota; Agaricomycetes; Boletales; Suillaceae
Product: major facilitator superfamily domain-containing protein
Exons: 15
Coding region: 302-1777 (491 amino acids)
Biological process (GO): transmembrane transport
Cellular component (GO): membrane
Molecular function (GO): transmembrane transporter activity
Source: RefSeq, a predicted model, not a curated record
UGCUAACUUAUACCACGAUGGCUCCACCGGUCAAAACGGGUCGCUGGUUGGUCGCUGGUAAGUAUUAUUGCGACAUGCGAUCAAUGCAGGACGGACGGAGAGGACUACCAGUUCAGUAAAUGAUGGAACGAAUCUCGCCACCGAAGUUGGUCGGCUCUCUUGUUUGUAGCGGCGGGACUAUUACGGCUCUACGGUUCCCGAGUCCCUGACGCUGACCCUACCAGUCAGAGGUCCGCACCUCUUUCUUCAAGUUCUUACUAGCAUUUCUCCCUUUACCUUCUGGAUCACAAGCGUUGAGAUAAUGGACUUUGAUCAUUACGAACACUGCGACAGCAGUCAAUAUGGUCCUGACAUAGAAGGCGUCGGCGAAACAGAUACGCUCGUUCCGCUGGAUCCGGAAGCUCAAGAGCAAAGGCUCCUGCAGAAGUUAGAUCAGAGGAUUUUGCCAAUACUAUGCCUACUUUACCUGUUUGCUUAUCUUGAUCGGUCAAACCUGGGCAAUGCUCGCUUACAGGGUUUGCCUGAAGAUGUGCUUGGUGGAGAUCCAACUGGGGUGCUAUUUGACUGGGUCAACUCUGCCUUCUUUUUCACCUAUAUACUUUUGCAAAUUCCGUUCACGGUCCUCUCGAAGUAUUACAAUCCACGUAUUUGGAUUGGCUGCUCUGCUAUCCUCUGGGGGAUAUGUUCCACAUCAAUGGCAGCAGCACAUAAUUUUACUGGCCUAAUGAUGGCUCGUCUUGGGUUAGGAACUUUUGAAGCAGCUUUUGGAGGUGCUGUUGUAUUAUACUUCUCUUUCUACUAUACCAAGGCCGAGUGUGGUACUCGCAUCGCAUACUGGUUCGGGUUUGCAGCCGUCGCAGGGGCGUUUGGGGGGCUCAUCGCGCACGGGAUACAACACGUCAAGGUGUCGAUUGCGAACUGGAGGUUGCUUUUUAUGUUGGAGGGCAUACCAACAAUAUUCCUAGGUUUACUCUGCAUUUUCAUGCUUCCAGACCGCCCCGAGUCCACGCCGUUCCUCACUGCAGCAGAGCGCAAGAUCGCAAUUAGCCGCAUGAACAGAGGGACAAGUGGCGACUUUGGUGCAGUUGUCCGUCGAAGUCACGUCAUCGCGGCUUUCCAGGACUGGAGGAUCUAUGUCGGUGGGGUAAUUUACUUUGGCCUCAACUGUGCCUUGUCAUCACUGUCGGCCUUCUUACCGACUAUCAUCGGCACCAUGGGGCAUACAAAUGCGAUGGCUCAACUGAUGACAGUGCCGCCAUACGCUAUGGCCGGUUGUGUGCUCCUUGCCACGUCUUACUCAUCCGAUAGGCUACAGAUUAGGGGACCCUUACUUGUCUUUACCAGCACACUUGGUGGUCUAGGUUACAUGAUAUUACUUGGCGCUACUCACCAGCAAGAUGUACGUUACGGCGCGACAUUUCUUAUCACUAGUGGAACUUAUUCGAGCAUCGGCUUGAUGAACGCUUGGUUUAACCAUAAUCUUGGCUCUGAAACAAAGAGGGCCGCUGGAAUUCCACUCUACGGUGCUAUCGGUCAAUGCGGAGGUAUCUUGGGAUCCCAUCUAUACCCCUUGACUGAGGGUCCUCAUUACACGAAUGGAUUUACUGUUUCUGCAUCCCUGCUCUUUUUGGCCGCACUAUGUGCACUCUUGUUGAGCGUUUCUUUCCGUUUGGACAAUACGCAGCGAGACCAGCAGUAUGGCAAGCCAGAUCCAAACGAUAUGGUAGAUACAUCGGAGCUCGCAGACAAGGCUCCUGGAUUCCGAUACGUCCCGUAGCAGAUAAUCGUGUACUUUAUCAAUCCAAACACUGUCAUGGCGUUAAGCACUGCUUCUCAUCCGAAUCAUUACGGC